Messenger RNA from Megachile rotundata (alfalfa leafcutting bee), 1348 nucleotides. RefSeq names its product rhomboid family intramembrane serine protease rho-7 (gene rho-7). The record is from RefSeq and is a predicted model, not a curated record. Gene Ontology annotation, cellular component: membrane. NCBI's taxonomy places the organism in Eukaryota, Metazoa, Arthropoda, Insecta, Hymenoptera, Megachilidae. Gene Ontology annotation, molecular function: serine-type endopeptidase activity.
CGUACAAAUUAUAAGCCUACUUCGGUUAUAUUUUAUUAACUGACAAUUAUGUAUUCAUGACAUGCAGAAGGUGUACAGAACUAAGUACAGACUUAAAAAAUAUCUGUAUAUAUAGAAUAUUAUCGAAUUGUUCUUUUCAAAAAGAUAAGAUACAUACAACUUUAUGUAUUUAUUAUGAUCUAAGAUUGCAAUUGAUUACAUUUUUCUGUGGUUCUUAAAUUAUUUUUAUUAUGGCUCUUAGAUCAUUUUUACAUCUAAAUAAUAACAUGAAUAAAUGUAUUUUUACAAUUGUACAGCUUAAAUUUAAAACAUAUGUGGCUCAAGAAUAUGCACAAAUUAGGAACUUUAGUAAACUAGCAGUCAAAAAAAGAUUAUCGAAAUCUUCUAUAACAAAAAAUUUUCGUAGACCUGAAAGUAAAAAUGGUUUUAAAAUAUUGAAACCAUUCACCUUUACAAUUAUGUUUAGUGGAGCAACAUUUAUUGGUGCUGUCAUUUGGGAAUAUGAGGGUAUCAGAGAACGAACACACAGGAUGAUCAGAAGUUAUAAGCAAUGGGGAAUACAUCGAACAGGAUGGAGAGGUGCAAUGCAAGAUUGGUGGGAUAGUUUAUCAGAAGGAGAAAAGAUAUUUGUUCCUAUAUGUUUCUUAAAUAUCCUGGUAUUUUUAUCAUGGCAUAUACCUGCAUUUCGAACAACAAUGAAUCAAUAUUUUUGUAGCAGUCCUGCAUCUAGUGCUUUAUGUUGGCCUCUACUAUUGUCUACAUUUUCUCACUAUUCUCUUCUUCAUUUAAUGGCCAACAUGUAUGUAUUACACAACUUCUCUACUUAUGCUGUAAAAACAUUGGGCAAAGAACAAUUUGUGCUACUUUAUUUAGUUAGUGGAGUGUUAUCUGGUUUUACUAGUCAUUUGUACAAACUUGCAAUGGGUUUCCAAAAUCCUUCAUUAGGAGCUUCAGGAGCAGUUAUGGGCAUUAUUGGAUAUAGUUGCAUUGCAUCUCCAGAUAUCUAUCUUUCUAUUAUUUUUUUUCCUAUGCUCAAAUUUAAAGCAAGUACGGCCAUUAAGGUAAUAUUGGGAGUUGACGUAAUGGGAUGUCUUUUGCGAUGGCAGCGUUUUGAUCAUGCAGCACAUUUGGGUGGAGCAUUAUUUGGAAUUUUUUGGCAAUUAUGGGGAAGUGCCAAUAUAUGGCAAAAACGUGAACCAGUAUUAAUGUUUUGGCAUCAAUUACGUGAAAAAUCAGGAUCUCGUUAAUGUUUCUUUAGUGUAUAACUAUUAUUUCUAUACCAAUUUUGAAAAUUGGAAAUUUAAAAAUUGUAAAAAAUCAAAUAAAGUAUGUAUAAAUUAUAUAAGGA